This is a messenger RNA of Urocitellus parryii (Arctic ground squirrel), 204 nucleotides long. Its product is annotated as beta-defensin 103A-like. Gene Ontology annotation, biological process: cell chemotaxis; defense response to bacterium. The record is from RefSeq and is a predicted model, not a curated record. Gene Ontology annotation, molecular function: chemoattractant activity; oxidoreductase activity, acting on a sulfur group of donors, NAD(P) as acceptor; CCR6 chemokine receptor binding. NCBI's taxonomy places the organism in Eukaryota, Metazoa, Chordata, Mammalia, Rodentia, Sciuridae. Gene Ontology annotation, cellular component: extracellular region.
AUGCGGAUCCUGUACCUGCUGGGCGUGCUGCUCCUCUUGUUCCUGAUGCCCGUUCCAGGUCACAGCGGGAUCAUCAGCGCAGUACAGAGGUACUAUUGCAGAAUACGGGGCGGCCGGUGCGCCAUGCUGGGCUGCCUCCCCAAGGAGGAGCAGAUAGGCCGCUGCUCUCUCCGGGGUCGGAAAUGCUGCCGCAAAAAGAAAUAG